This is a messenger RNA of Aplosporella prunicola CBS 121167, 612 nucleotides long. RefSeq lists its product as uncharacterized. The record is from RefSeq and is a predicted model, not a curated record. NCBI's taxonomy places the organism in Eukaryota, Fungi, Ascomycota, Dothideomycetes, Botryosphaeriales, Aplosporellaceae. The coding region runs from base 1 to 612 and encodes 203 amino acids. The transcript has 4 exons.
AUGGCCUCGACCGACGAAGUGGUCGUCUACACGCGCCGCGCCGAUGGCAAUAGCGGCGUCGAUGUUAUGAGUCGUGGGGAGCUGGAUGAGCUGCUCGCGGGUGACGCCUCCCUGCAAUGCGCGACCAAGCCCAUCGCCCGCGGCCAGCGCCACGUCGAAGUCCUGCGCAAGGACCUGACGGCCGACGCCGCCGAGCGCGCCGCCAACGCCAAGUUCCCGAACCAGAACGCCUCGCUCGCGAGCGUCGAGGUGCCUGCGCGCGCGUACAUGCUGCGCUUGACGCUGCCGGCGGCGUUUGAGGUGUUGUACAUUGUGUCGUGGUAUUUGUUUGUGGGGAGUGGAGCGCGGGAAGAUGGAGUGCAGGAAGAGGUGGAUGAGCAGUGUUGUUGGUGUUUGGUGUUGUGCGCUGAUAGCUGCCCGCGGCUGUGUAGGAGAGGUCUAAUGCGCGCACCACCACAGACGGCCCCAACGGACACCAGCACGACUCCUCCAACUCCAACGACGAGGACGACUUCGAAGACGCCGUCUCCCACUAACGCCUCGACGGACGAACACAACGACGACUACCACGAGGACGACGAUACCGGCGAGCGGUGGCUGAAGCUGGUAUGA